This is a messenger RNA of Chondrus crispus (carragheen), 916 nucleotides long. RefSeq lists its product as hypothetical. Gene Ontology annotation, molecular function: structural constituent of ribosome. The coding region runs from base 1 to 891 and encodes 296 amino acids. Lineage: Eukaryota; Rhodophyta; Florideophyceae; Gigartinales; Gigartinaceae. The record is from RefSeq and is a predicted model, not a curated record. Gene Ontology annotation, cellular component: mitochondrial large ribosomal subunit. The transcript is spliced from 2 exons.
AUGCUCCUAGCCGGCCUGCGCCUCGCGGGCGGCCCAGGUGGCACGCGCUUGGGUCUCCGCGCGGUGCCCCUACGCGCGAUCUCGAACAAUGCGCGGAUCGUGCGUCAAAACGUGCUGCGCAAGAUGAAGAAGGGUGUGGAGCGUCUGCCUUCGCAGGGGCCGGACCCUGCGGCGAGCUUCGGGAAGGGGUGGCGGCUAGCGUGCGCAGCGGUGGUGGAGAGGUACCCCGUGGUGACGCCGGAGUGCGACCCGUUCGAGUCCGAGUACUUGACGGGGCGGUUUCUCGAGAUGCAGAGGCGUGCACGACCAAUAUCGCCAGCAUUGUUCCUGACCGAGAAGGACCUGAUGGAGGGGAAGCGCGAGCCCGACUUGAGCGACCCGUAUGCAGAGAUGUAUCAGCCCGCGCCGCGCACGACGGAAGCGGAUAGGACAGGGGACAUGCGGUCGCUGGAGAGGGCGCUGGACGAAAGACUGUAUUUUUUGGUGAAGAGGGGGGAGAAGGGACGGUUUCAGUUCCCGCAGAUACUAGCGGCUGAUGAGAAGGUGCCGUUGUGGAGAUAUGCUGAGCUCGCGUGGAGAGGGGUCACAGGGGAAAAGAGGCCGGAGUUACACUUUAUCUCGCAUACGCCUGCGUGCCAUUUGGAACAUGUGUACCCGGUCGAGUACCAACAGAAGCAUGAUGUGUACGGGGUCAAAGUGUUUUUUUACAGGGCAAUGUUGAUGCAGGGCGAGGUGGAGGGGGUGAGGAACGCUGUGGACUUUGUAUGGGCGAGGGAUGGCGAGCUGGCAGAAUACUUGACGGCAGAGGUGAGGACGGCAGUAGACGGGAUAUUGUUGGGUGUUGGGCCUACGGUGCGAUCCAAGGAUUUGUUCGAUGUAGAGCACCCCUAAGUGCGUAAAAGCAGAUGUGGUAGCU